GCUCAGGCCGUCCCAGCACCAUUCCUGAAGUGACGCGCGAGGGAAGGAGACGCUCCUGCUCCUGGGACUCGAAGGUGCGUGAGAGAAGGCGGAGAUGACCCCAUCCGGACUGAAGGCGGUGGUGCGCGAGAAGAUCCUCAGUGUUGUCUUUCGCAGCGUGAAGAAGGAAGGAGAAUGGAAGGUGCUGAUCAUGGACCACCCCAGCACGCGCAUCCUUUCGUCGUGCUGCAAGAUGUCCGACAUUGUGGACGAAGGCAUCACGCUUGUGGAAGAUAUUAACAAGCGCCGGGAGCCAAUCCCCAGCCUGGAGGCCAUCUACUUGCUCAGCCCUGUGGAGAAGUCGGUGCAGGCUCUGAUCGAUGACUUCCAGGGCACCCCCACCUUCACCUACAAGGCAGCUCACGUCUUCUUCCUCAGCC
This is a messenger RNA of Terrapene triunguis (Three-toed box turtle), 419 nucleotides long. Its product is annotated as syntaxin-binding protein 2-like. The transcript has 6 exons. The annotation marks the transcript as partial. Gene Ontology annotation, cellular component: secretory granule; plasma membrane. Gene Ontology annotation, biological process: neurotransmitter secretion; vesicle-mediated transport; intracellular protein transport. Gene Ontology annotation, molecular function: syntaxin-3 binding. NCBI's taxonomy places the organism in Eukaryota, Metazoa, Chordata, Testudines, Emydidae. The record is from RefSeq and is a predicted model, not a curated record.